Molecule: messenger RNA, 719 nt
Organism: Rhizophagus irregularis DAOM 181602=DAOM 197198
Lineage: Eukaryota; Fungi; Glomeromycota; Glomeromycetes; Glomerales; Glomeraceae
Source: RefSeq, a predicted model, not a curated record
UUUUUUGUGGAGUCAAUGGUCAAACGUCAAAAUAGUUAUACUGAACGUAGUCGAGAAAGGAUAAAUAAUGUCAAGUUAAAGUAUUCUUUGUUUAGAAACCUACUUUGUAAUAUGGGCAAGAAUAUUGAAGAAAUAUAUAGCCAGAAAGAAAGAAUCGAAAAAGAGAUCGAGUCAAUGAGAUUAGAAUUUAGUAAGCUUACUACUAAACAUAAAUCAACCUUGGAUAAUUACGCCGUAAUAUCUCAAACACAGCAAGCUCAAACUGCACAAAUUUCUGAACUUAACGCACAUCUUAAUAACGCUAUAACUCAAUCACGUCAAGGUACACAGGAGAUAGAUAACAAAGUAUCGCGAUCAUCAUCUGUUCUUGAUGCUAUUCGCUUAAAGUUAGAACAUUUGUUAAAUGAGCUUGAAAGUGAGAAGUCAGCAUAUGCAGAAGAAUUUCAAAAACUCAAACUCAAAUUUGAGCGUGCUGAAGAAGAUAAUCGAAAUUUGGUAAAGUCGAAUAAAGAAAAUGAAGAAAAAAUUACUUCUCUAACAGCCAAUAAUGAUCGGGAAAUUGAGUCCGCCAAAUUGGAAUGCACCCGAUUGAAUUCAAUAAUUAAGGAGAAAGAUGAGCGGUAGAUUUUUUUAAAGAUAAGAUUAUACAUUUAUAUAUUCACCUUCUCUUUACCUUACGCGGGUUUUUCCUUUAUAGAAUAAAUCAGUUAGGCAUAGUU